This is a messenger RNA of Effrenium voratum, 1539 nucleotides long. Lineage: Eukaryota; Dinophyceae; Suessiales; Symbiodiniaceae. The record is from the annotation of a GenBank genome assembly.
ACCCGCGACACUUCGAGUUCUUGCUGGCCUUUUGAACCCAGAAAGGACUGAAGGAUCGCUCGGUCGAGAUGCGCUUAGCUUCUCGCGCAUUGCAAUGUAUUUCCCACCAAGGUGCCAACGCUGCGCCCCCGCUGGGGGCGGAGCGGGUCGGCGCCGGCAUCGGUCGCAUGUGCAACUUGGUCUUCGAGCGAGGUCUUGGUAGCUGGAUCUUCACCAGCGACGGGGAGAAGUAUUUGGACUUCUCCACAGGCAUCGGCGUGGCCAACCUCGGGCACUGCCACCCGCGGGUCGUAGAGGCGGUGCAGCAGCAGGUGGGAAAGCUCUGGCACGCCCAGGUGAACAUUGCGCAUCACAAGCAGAUGCUGGAUCUCACUGAGAAGCUGGAGAAGGUGACGCCAAAGGGCCUGGACUCCUUCCUCUUCGUCACCACCGGCUCCGAGGCGGUGGAGGCCGCGGUGAAGCUGGCCAGGCAUGCAACCAAGAAGCCCAACGUCAUCGUGUUUCAAGGCGGCUACCACGGCCGCACCUUGCUCACAAUGAGCAUGACCAGCAGCGGCACCAAGUACCGUGCAGGCUACGGACCGCACGCCGCAGGCGUCUUUGUGGCGCCUCACCCCUUCUUCGCCUUUCACUCACAGACUAGUCGCCCGGACGACGCGACCUGGGCCGUGGAGCAGUUGGAGCUGCUGCUCCAGCAGCAGACCGCGCCCAGCGAGACCUGCGCUGUGGUCUUGGAGCCCGUGCUCGGGGAGGGAGGCUAUGUGCCAGCAGCGCCGGGCUUGCUGAAAGGCAUCCGCGACUUCUGCGACAGGCACGGCCUGCUCUUCAUUGCGGAUGAAGUGCAGAGUGGGUUCGGGCGCACGGGCAGCUGGUUCGCAGUGGAUCACGACGAUGUCUCGCCGGACAUCCUGGUCUUUGCCAAGGGCGUGGCCUCCGGCUUGCCACUGGCGGGCCUCGCAGCGCGGAGGGAGCUCACAGCGUUGCAGCCUCCAGGAAGCCAAGGAGGCACCUAUGCGGGGAACGUGGUGGCCUGCGCUGCGGCGAAUGCCACGCUGGAGGUGAUGAGCGGCUCGGGCUUCAUGUCGGCCGUGGAGGCCCGCGGCGCGCAGCUGCGGGAGGCUUUGGAGUUGCUGCGACAGCAGCAUCCAGAGGUGAUCCGGGAGGUGCGGGGCCCUGGCUUGAUGAUCGGCCUGGAGUUUACUGACAAGGUGGGCAAAGGCUUUGCGCAGAAGGUCGGAAAGGCUUGCCUGCAGAGGGGCCUGAUCAUGCUGCCCACAGGCAUCUUCGAGACUCUGCGCAUCAUCCCGCCCCUCACGGUCUCAGCCGAGGAGUGCGAGAUGGGGGCCAAGAUCUUGAAAGAGGCCUUGGAGGCAUGCCUCUCCGAGUGAAGUCGAGUGCGAUGAGUCGGUUUGGUGCGAUGAGUGCUUGGGACGCGGCUCGUUUCCUUAUGGUUCUGCUUUUGUGGCCGACAUCCAAAGCCAGAUGUUGGGCAAGCACAGUGCUUGCUCUUCAGGCCGUUGCUUUAAGUUUAAACUGCCA